Messenger RNA from Diuraphis noxia (Russian wheat aphid), 2700 nucleotides. RefSeq names its product U3 small nucleolar RNA-associated protein 6 homolog. NCBI's taxonomy places the organism in Eukaryota, Metazoa, Arthropoda, Insecta, Hemiptera, Aphididae. Gene Ontology annotation, molecular function: snoRNA binding; protein binding. The record is from RefSeq and is a predicted model, not a curated record. Gene Ontology annotation, cellular component: small-subunit processome; Pwp2p-containing subcomplex of 90S preribosome. Gene Ontology annotation, biological process: maturation of SSU-rRNA from tricistronic rRNA transcript (SSU-rRNA, 5.8S rRNA, LSU-rRNA).
AAAACAUUUUCUGWAACUUUAUUUUAUUCCUCGUGACAAAAAAUGUUUGCUUCUUCAUAUUUCUAAUGAAGUAAUGGCUAAUAUGGACGUUCCGCUUCAAAUCUUCAAUUACAAUGUUUCUAUGGGUUAAAAAAUAAUCAAGCUACUAGUUGUUUGUUUUCACGCCGAAGGGCGCGAUUCUUAAUGCGUUUACUGGUCGUUAAAAAUAACAUWACAAAACAGACGAAUAAUAAUUGUAAUUUGGAACAACAGUUGAAGUUUAGACGCGAAUCGCGAAUACCGCGUCACCGAGUACGGUCGUCCGCGGUGAGAGAGCGGCCUCUGCUGAACAAGCGUGUACAGUAAAGAACAUAAUAUCAAWUACCAGGGAACAAAAAAUAUAUUUUAUAAAAWAUUACAGAGUAGUGAGCUGCUCAGUGGUAGGGUGAUGGGGCGACGAGUCUAGGGCUAUCACGUAUAUUCAACAAUAGAUCAGACUGUGUCUCGAAUUCUAUAAUCAAUAAGACUUAAUAAAUACGUGUAAAGUAUACACUGCGAACACAAGAGAACAUAUGGCCACCACCAUCGAAAUCUAACUCAUAAUAUCAAUCAGCUUCUCGUCGAUCGCCAACGAUUUUUAUCGUACGGUACUACGAUACGUAGGUCGCUGAUUAUAGUUCUGCUUGAGGACGAAUUAACGUAAUAUUAUUAAACAGUCGUACAAUUGUAUACGGAAAAUCCUGAUGGGCAUGCUGCUAUGGGUCGAGAGGUUAUCAUUGGGAAAUUCAACAUUAAAACCUUAUCUAUCACAAACACAAUUUAAUAAUAAUAAUAAUAAUAAAUAAUAAUCUUAAUUCAUAUUCGAGUGUCGACACGUUCAAGAGUUUAAGACCAAACACCAAACGGCAAUUACUCGGAACUCUGAACUUAUUUGAUUACAGCCGUGUGUUCAUAAAGAAAUUGCAAAAUUUAGUUUCUCAAAAUGUCGACAGACGAAGUGGAAUCCGAAAUUCAUUUCAUGAAAACUUAUAGCAUUAUGAAAUGGGAUGARCUAAUAAAGCUAAAUGAUGAUCGUAAGUCGCUUGAUCAGAAAAUCACGCUUGGGUUGGCCACCAAAGAAGAACUGAUGAAACAAAUAAAAGUUGAAUUGAAUAUGCUGGAUACAUGUCAACUUAAAAUUGAUCAAGAAAUGAAAGAAAACGAUACAGAGUAUAUUAACACUGAAAUACUUACAAUUUUAUCAAAUCGUAUCAAUGAUAUGUACAACAGUAUGUUUCUACUGUUUCCUGUUGAAAAGUCAACAUUAAUUGAAUAUAUAGAGUUUUGCUCCAAUAAUACAUUAUUUAUUACUAAAUGUAGUAACAUGUUGGAUACACUUAUGUCGAGAUAUCAUAGUGAUCCUGAAGUAUACAUAACUGCUGCAAUUUAUGAAUUUGAUGAUCGAAAUGAUGUAGAAGCAGCUAGAAAAUAUUUCGCAGAAGGAUUAAARUAUCACAAAAAUUGUAAAAAUCUAUACGUUGAAGAAUUUUGGGUAGAAGUACAACAUUUAGAAAAGACUGCUGGUGCCUCACUUCCUAUUGCCAUUGAAAAAUAUAAAAACCUUAUAAAACGUUUUGAAGGSGAUAUCGAAUUUCAUUUUAUAUUAUUGGAUAGAGCAAUAAAAUUAAGUGCAGUUAGAGAAUUGCAAUGUAAUGUGGUCAGAGAUAUGGUUAAGAAGUAUAAACAUAGUGAACUAAUGUGGCAAAAAUUAGCUAAAAUUCAUUUUGAUGGUUUUAUAUAUCAUCAGGAGACUGAGCAAUUACACUAUGAUAAAAAUUAUAUUAGUGGUAUUAGAAAUUGUAUAAAAACUUAUGAAGAUGGAUUGAAAGAAAACUUACCACCAAAAAAUAAACAUAAGUUAUGGAACUUUUAUAUUGAUCAUAUUAUAGAAAUUCGAAAAUCUUAUCGCAUGAAAAAAGAAACAAUAAGAAAUUUCAUGAAUGAAACUAUGGAGCGAGCCUUUCAAAAAGCUCAUAAUAACAAGGCGUUACUUAAACCUGAACAUUACAUUUAUUGGGCUGAAAACACAAAUAUGGACUGUCAUAGAAUUCUGAGAAAAGCAGUUCAGGUGAUAGAAGAUAGUGUAGAACUCUGGAUUAAUUUAAUAUCAUAUUAUUUAAGUUACGACAGUCUGGAAAUGGGUAUUGAAGCCUUUCAAGCUGGUGUUCGGGCUCUGAAAAGCAAAUCAAUGCCUUUGUGGGAAAUUCUAAUUYUAUAUAUGGCAAACACUCAUCCAAAAUUGGUAAAAUAAGUAACAUAUUUUUAUAGUUCCUCAAUGAUAACCUUUAAAAAAGUAAUUUAUCGAAAAUGUGGUAUUUAAAGUUAACCUAUUGCUACUACACUCUGUUUUGUGAGAGAAUGUAACAACUCAGCUCAUUAAUGUGCAACCCCCUCUCCCCUCUCCAUAUGUCAUUCUGAUACCAAAAUGAGUUUUUUUAUGGAAUGAUAUCUAGUGAGAUGCAUAAAAGAACAGAUCUUGAUUGGGCUGSGGUGGAUUCUCUUGCUGAACAGAGUGUAGAUAAGUAGUUGAUGCAGGCAAUGCUUGUAGAUUUUGUUAAUCACCAUAGUUAAAAAAUAAAAACCAUUUAAACAUUUUUUAUGCUUGUUAGUCUAAUUCUAGCCCCAAAAUAAAUUGUAUCUUUACUCCAUAUCAUAUUAUUUCUGUAUUUUCUUCAUUAAUUU